GAACGGGGGGAUGAUGGUGAUGAUGAUGGAGGAUGAGCGCGACCGGUGAAGAAGGGGCGAGAGAAGAGUGAAGGCAGCCACCGAGGAAGCUAUCCGAAACAACGAAGAUGAGAUGGGAUGCCGCUCUAUAUCUACUCUCGCUGCUGCUCUUCUCCUUGGCCAAUCUAUGUUGGGCUCUCGUCGAAACGCGAGGAUGCAAUCGCACUAUCAGAAAUUCCGUUGGAUGGAUACGUUGGACAGGACGAAUGGGACGAUGCAUUGUUCGCAUCAGAGCGCCUCCUAGAGAUCCUCAGGUGAUCGAGUUGAAAGUUAGGAAGCUGCAAGUUGGUUUCCUGAAAGAAACCAGAUGCGAGGGUGCUUACAUUCAAUUUUCCGAUGGUAGCGAGGACCUUGAAGAUGAAACAGGACGUUACUGCGGCUACGUGAGUGGCAACACGACCAGACUGUUCCUGAGGAAGGGGCCCAACUUGACGAUCAUAAUGGACUCGGACGUGAAGUUCGCAGCAGAGAAUCCCGUGAUAUUCUCCGCCCAGUUCUCCAUACUUCCCGCCCAGCUCGCUUCGGAGCGCCACCGCGGCUUCUCCCCGUCCCCCUCAAGGAGGAAUAUAUCCCCCGAUCCGGGGGAUGUAUCGGACGCGAGGAUACAUCCGAGCGAUGGGAUGGGGGGGCACGCGGAGGUCGCGAGGAAAGGCUCGGGCAAGGAGAAGAUGACCGCGUUGCAGGUGGUUCCCGAGUACCGAUACGGAAAGAAGGGGCGAGGAUCGGAGAAGUUGGGGAGCACCAGUUGCGUGGGCGAUUAUCUGACAUUGUUGGAAAACGUGGACGGGAAGAUGUUCGAGAUCUCCAAGUUUUGCGGGGAGGGCCAGGUGCCACGGAUCCUUUCGAGGGGGAGGAACAUCGUGGUCGAGUUCUUCGCGGAGCAGGACGGGACCGUGAUGCACGACGGUUUCCAAUUGUCGUUCCAGGAAACGGAGGAGGCGCACGCGUUUGGAAACGAUCAGAAUUGCGAGUUCGUGUACAGGAGCAGCGAGAGGACGAGGGAGAGCAUCAAGUCGUUGCAGAGCUGGUAUCCGCCCAAUACUUUGUGCAGUUACAAAUUCAUGGGCAGAUCGUCGGAGAGGAUCUACGUUCAUAUGAAGAUAAUCAGAAACGAGCCGGAUCAGGAGUACGCGCCACAGAAACGAAACUUCAGCCUGAAUUAUUGCUCCGGGAACGAGAUCGCGGUUUACAAUGGGAUCGAGGUGAACAACAGCAUCUUGAUGUGGUCUUACUGCGACGUAUCCCACCAGGACAUCAAUAACAUACAAGUCCCACUUACCUCGAGCGGCAACGAGUUGUUAAUACAAUAUUACAGCGCGAAGGGAUCUUACGACGGCCAAGAGUUCACUUACACGAUAUCGUACAGGUUCAUAAAGAAGGCGCAAAAUUCUACCAGCAGACGCCAAAUACAGGACGAUUUCAAGUUGAUCUCUCUGAGGCCGGUAAACUUUUCAGCGUUGAAUUUGAACGAGAGCGAGAAUUGUAAUUGCGAUUUCGGCGACAGGAUCGGCAGUUUUAAAAACUGGUUUAUGGUGCUCGUUGUAUUGGGGAUAGUCUCGUUUCUUGGCGCCGUGCUCACGAUAAUAGCCCUCCUUGCCAAAUGCAUCAAAAUGAGAUCAAUGGAGAAGAAACUAUUACAGACCCCGAAACUGUGAAGAAAAUUUUGUAACGAUUUUCUAACAUAAUAUAUCU
Molecule: messenger RNA, 1731 nt
Organism: Apis dorsata (giant honeybee)
Lineage: Eukaryota; Metazoa; Arthropoda; Insecta; Hymenoptera; Apidae
Exons: 7
Coding region: 108-1694 (528 amino acids)
Source: RefSeq, a predicted model, not a curated record